GGGCCUGUCUCUUUAAGGGGGUUGGCUGUCAAUCAGAAAGCCCUUUUCAUUGCUGGAGAAGAGGACAAAGAUACUCAGAGAGAAAAAGUAAAGGAACGAAGAAGGAGACUGGAGAGACCAGGAUCCUUCCAGCUGAACAAAGCCACAAAGCAGACUAGCCAGCCGGCUACAGUUGGAGUCAGAGUCCCAAAGUCAUGGGUUUGUUAGAGUGCUGUGCAAGAUGUCUCGUAGGGGCCCCCUUUGCCUCCCUGGUGGCCACUGGAUUGUGUUUCUUUGGGGUGGCACUAUUCUGUGGCUGUGGACAUGAAGCCCUCACUGGUACAGAAAAACUAAUUGAGACCUAUUUCUCCAAAAACUACCAGGACUAUGAGUAUCUCAUCAAUGUGAUCCAUGCCUUCCAGUAUGUCAUCUAUGGAACUGCCUCUUUCUUCUUCCUUUAUGGGGCCCUCCUGCUGGCUGAGGGCUUCUACACUACCGGCGCAGUCAGGCAGAUCUUUGGCGACUACAAGACCACCAUCUGCGGCAAGGGCCUCAGUGCAACGGUAACAGGGGGCCAGAAGGGGAGGGGUUCCAGAGGCCAACAUCAAGCUCAUUCUUUGGAGCGGGUGUGUCAUUGUUUGGGAAAAUGGCUAGGACAUCCCGACAAGUUUGUUGGCAUCACCUAUGCCCUGACCAUUGUGUGGCUACUGGUGUUUGCCUGUUCUGCUGUGCCUGUGUACAUUUACUUCAACACCUGGACCACCUGCCAGUCUAUUGCCUUCCCCAGCAAGACCUCUGCCAGUAUAGGCAGUCUAUGUGCUGAUGCCAGAAUGUAUGGUGUUCUCCCAUGGAAUGCUUUCCCUGGCAAGGUGUGUGGCUCUAACCUUCUGUCCAUCUGCAAAACAGCUGAGUUCCAAAUGACCUUCCACCUGUUCAUUGCUGCAUUUGUGGGGGCUGCAGCCACACUGGUUUCACUGCUCACCUUCAUGAUUGCUGCCACUUACAACUUUGCUGUCCUUAAACUCAUGGGCCGAGGCACCAAGUUCUGAUCGCCUGUAGAAACUUCCCUUUCUCUAACAGCAAGGCUCUAACCACACAGCCUACAGUGCUGUGUCUCCCGUGUUAACUCUUUGCCUUUACCACUGACUGGCCCUCUUCUUACUUGAUGUGUGUAACAAGAAAGGAGAGUCUUGUGGUGAUUGAUGUCUCUCUGUGGACUCUCCCCUCUUAUGUUCCUUUUUUAGUCAUUUUGCUUCACAGCUGUUUCCUGCUAGAAAUGGGAAAUGCUUAAGAUGGUGACUCCACCACUACAAGUCACAAAGAAAUGGAGGCUCUACUUCAACUUUCAAGCAUCUCCUGAGGACCAGGGAGUGUUUUCUUCUCAAAGGGCACUUCCACUGAUGGAAACAAAGUGGAAAGAAAGAUGCUCAAUUAGUUUUAGAUGAUAAGGGACCAAAUAUAUUCUCCUUGGUGUGCAAAACAGAGAGCUCAGUCCUGUCUCCCUAUUACCACUGAAAAUAGAAGACAAAAAUGCCAGUAAAACAAUAAGAGCAUUUGCCCAAAUCUACCUAUUGCAGCUGGGAGAAGGGGGUCAAAGCAAGGAUCUUUCACCCAUAGAAAGAGAGCACUGACCCCAAUAGCGAAGGACUAUUUAAGCCCUAACUCAGCCAACCUUACUUACAGCAUAAGGGAGCAUAGUGUCUGUGUAGACAGAGGGGGCACCUGGCCUUACACCUCGUUAAAGAAGAGAAACAGGGUGUUGUCAGCAUUUUCUCAUUACCUUCUCCUUGAGAACAGCUACCAUGACAGCCCUGUGGUUUCCAAAGAGCUGAGAAUAGAGAAAAACUAGCUCAGAUGAAAAAAGACUGGCUUAAGUAACAGCAGUUGCUAGUGGCUAAUGGUGUAAAUGGAGCCAGCCCUCUGGUAGACAUAGGAUAGAUAACUCUUUGGAUAGCAUGUGUUUUUUCUGUUAAUUACUUGUGUACUCUGGCCUCUGUCAUAGCUUCACAAUGGUGCUCUUAUCAUAGGGUAUUAUCCAUUCAGUCAUUGUAGGUGAUUUGAAGAUCUUGAUUUGUUUUAGACUGAUGCACAUUUCACAUUUUCCAGUUUGUUUAUCACUUGGUCAGGGUUGUAUCAGAAAGGUCUGGAGAAUGAUCCUUUGAAUAUGAUUCUUUAACUAAUGAAAAUUGGACAUUAAACAUCACAAAUGAUAUGUAAAAUUGGCUAGUUCCAUACAUGUACUGGAAGUUUCUAUAAGUUAUUCUUCCUUUUGCAGAAACAGAUUUGGUGAAUUUUAAUCUCAAUUUGAAUAACCUAUUAUUUUAAUAAUUAGUCGGUUCUUUCUAGCUAGUGGGGGAUGAUUUAAUUUAACAAUGUUACCUUGGUGUGUUAAAGAGUCAGAUUUAACAUACAGGUUAUUCUUUCCUGGUAUAGAUCUCUAAACUGAAUACACCAGCUGUCAGCUAUUCGGUUGGCAAGUUUCCACAGAAAAGAAAAGGUGGAAAGAUUUUGAAACCAGGUUUCAGUCUUCCCUUUCUUGUUUAUUAACUUUGGGUUAAAAUAUAAAAGGCUGAUUGGUCAUUAUUGAAGGAAAGGUUUUAUGGGUAUGACUGUAGGCAGCUCUUUUGUUGUAAAGAGUUGUAUAUUUUUCUCCCAAAGUGGUUUCAGCAAUGUUUGAGGUGUAAGAUCCUUACAAAAAGACACUUGAUAUUUGUUUUUAGACCAGUAUACCAGAUAAGCUUCCAGGCUGCAUUGAGGGAGGAGAUGGAAAAAUUUCUGUAAGAAACCAAUCAAGAUCAAGGAAAGUGAAGUAAUCCAUACCUUGUGUUUUAUUUUGAUUUAAUAGUAUAACAAAUAACCAACUCUUUCCUGAAAACCUCCCAGGCAUACAUAUACACAUAUACACACAAAGAGGGUUAAUCAACUGCAAGAGUUUCCUUCAUUUCUGAUAUAGAAUUUCAAUUUUAACAUACAUAAAGGAUAAACUUUUAGAAACUUAUCUUACAAAAUGUAUUUUAUAAAAUUAAAGAAAAUAAAAUUAAGAAUGUUCUCAAACA
Messenger RNA from Myotis davidii, 3035 nucleotides. It is a transcript of the gene PLP1, whose product is annotated as proteolipid protein 1. The record is from RefSeq and is a predicted model, not a curated record. Gene Ontology annotation, cellular component: myelin sheath; plasma membrane. Bases 195 to 1028 code for a protein of 277 amino acids. Gene Ontology annotation, molecular function: structural constituent of myelin sheath. Gene Ontology annotation, biological process: axon development; central nervous system myelination. The transcript is spliced from 7 exons. Lineage: Eukaryota; Metazoa; Chordata; Mammalia; Chiroptera; Vespertilionidae.